Molecule: messenger RNA, 2040 nt
Organism: Fundulus heteroclitus (mummichog)
Lineage: Eukaryota; Metazoa; Chordata; Actinopteri; Cyprinodontiformes; Fundulidae
Product: retinal homeobox protein Rx2-like
Exons: 3
Coding region: 36-1022 (328 amino acids)
Biological process (GO): positive regulation of transcription by RNA polymerase II
Molecular function (GO): DNA-binding transcription factor activity, RNA polymerase II-specific; RNA polymerase II cis-regulatory region sequence-specific DNA binding
Source: RefSeq, a predicted model, not a curated record
GACAAGGAAUAGCGACAGUGAUCCCAAAGGCUCGGAUGCAUUUGCCAAUGGAUACCCUUGGAAUAGUGGACGAUAGUGGACACGGCAUAGGGGACAACUAUGACAUGGCGAAAGGUGCCGGAUCGAGCUCUGGAGGAAGGGUCCACAGCAUCGAUGUCAUUCUGGGAUUCGCUAAAGACCAGGAGCCUUUGCUGCAUUCGGUGGGAGGUGGAGACAGUCCGAAGGAACCCGGAGCAAACGCACAGGAUCCUGAUAAGCAGGUCCAAAUGGACCCAUACGGGCACCUACCAGAACUGGGUGACAGCUCCCAGCACGCUGCUUACCAUGAGGCAGACCUGUUCUCCAACAACAAGUGUGAUGGAGAAAUGGGCAACCUGCACAAGGAAGUGGACAUUGCUGAGGACUCUCCAGAGUCGACUAAAGAGGAGGAGCAUGCCAAAAAGAAGCACAGACGAAAUCGUACCACCUUCACCACGUAUCAGCUUCACGAGCUGGAGCGAGCCUUCGAGAAGUCUCACUACCCAGACGUCUACAGUCGGGAGGAGCUGGCGAUGAAGGUCAAUUUGCCCGAGGUCCGAGUUCAGGUGUGGUUCCAGAACCGACGAGCUAAGUGGAGACGUCAAGAAAAGAUGGACACCAGCACCAUGAAGCUGCACGACUCUCCGAUGCUCUCUUUCAACCGGCCGCCCAUGCCGCCCAACGUUGGCCCCGUGGCCAACCCGAUGCCCCUCGACCCCUGGCUGAGCUCGCCCAUCUCCAGUGCCACGCCCAUGCACAGUAUCCCAGGGUUCAUGGGCUCGCCACAGGCCCUUCAGCCCAGCUACUCCAGCCACAGCUUCCUCAACAGCUCGCCCGGUAUGGUCCAGGGCAUGCAGGCCAUGGGCCCGCCUCCCUAUCAGUGUCCACCGAGCUUCAACGAUAAGUACCCUAUAGAGGACGAGAGGAGCUCCAGCAUUGCGGCGCUCAGGAUGAAAGCUAAAGAGCACAUUCAGUCAAUGGAUAAAACCUGGCAGCACAUGUGAUGUCGCUGCCCGAACGUGAAUGGAUCUCCCGCUUGUGAAUGUUUACAGACUGCUUUUUGAUUCAUAUACCAUCGAAGGUGAUGCGUGGUACCAAAGAUGUAUAGACUGAACUCUCCAAGUGAGCUUUUUUGUGACUUUUCAACGUCUUUCUCAAACACAACCAAUUGUUAGGAGAUGGGUAAAUCUUCCUGGGCUCCUUUACUUUGGUUUAGCUCCUCCCAGUGUUUAAACAUAGACUCUUUUUCCUGCCAUAAAUGUGUAUGUCUUUAUUUUAGACUGUAUUUGCAUCUGGAUAUAUGAACUAAAGAGAGGCUGCAUAGAGCCAUCCAUCAGAGGUAGCUACGUUUUUUUAUUAACUGAUCUUAUUGACAGAUGUGAACAAGUUUAUAUAUGUUUGAUGUCUUAACUGAGUGGCUUUCUUGGUGUUUGUUAAAAACAUAAUAGGUUUAUAGAUCUUUCUACGGCGGCCUGAAAAGGUCUUGCGAGGAACCCUGAUGUACUAAUAAUGUCUUCUUGAGGAUUUACGCUGGUUAAAUUCUGUGUGUUAGGUUUUGUAAGGCUGUGGAGAUCUCACCGUAUUGGAACGCUGUAACUUUUCAGAGGUUUUUGUUUCGUUAGAUUUGGCAGGACAAUAACGUCCCAUGUUUUUCAAAAGCAUGCUGUGAAAAAAAGGCGUGCCCCUUACAGAUUUCUUUCUGUUUUGAGCAAAUACAACAUUUAGUUUUCAGAUGAUGAUUUCAUUUUUUUAAGGGAAAACAUGCUAUUUUGGGGCCUAAAUGAAAACACAUGUGCCCCCUAGACCUAAUCACUGGUUGUGCCACCGUUGGCUGCAAUGAGUGCCAUCACGCCUUUCACAAUAACUGGCUGUGGAGGCCACUGUUCAAGCUCCUGCCACAACCUCUCAACUAGAUUUAGGUCUGGAGUUUAUAUAGGCCACUCCAAAACCUCCAUCUUGUUCUUUUGAUCCAUUUGAACGUGGACCUGCUCAUGUGCUUCCUGCUAUAUCCAAAUCACACAU